Trichoderma aggressivum f. europaeum is the source of this 1272-nucleotide messenger RNA. RefSeq lists its product as uncharacterized. The record is from RefSeq and is a predicted model, not a curated record. The transcript has a single exon. The coding region runs from base 1 to 1272 and encodes 423 amino acids. Lineage: Eukaryota; Fungi; Ascomycota; Sordariomycetes; Hypocreales; Hypocreaceae.
AUGCGCCACACCAAUCCGCGCGCUGCGCCUCAUCCUUCUUCCGUGGCGUGGCUAGUGCUCGGAAUAUCUCGUCAUGCAAGGGCACUGAGGAAUCCUUCGACUCCUCUCUUCCGCAACCAACCUUGGAUUCGCUUCCAGCACUCUCAGCCAGGCAUCGCGGGGUAUUUCAGCCAAGUCCAGGUGGGGGUGCUUGCUCGGGAAGAGCGCCAGCACCGCCAGCCGGUUUCCGAAGUCCUUGAAUCACGAAACUCGUUCCCCCCGUUUGCAUGUGCUUCUACUUCCCCGCCUUGUCUUUGUCUUGCGGGUGGGCUUUUGCUUCUCCCACUGCUUUUGCCUCUGCUUUCGCCUCUGGUUUUGUGGUUCCCGUCUUCUCUAGUCAACCAAGUGGCCCCCCUUCUGAUCUUGGCCCGCCUCUGGCUUCUUCUCGUGACAUUCUUCUGCCGUGUCUCUUCCGUGUCCGUGUCUCCGCUGCAGCUCAGUAUGGCAACCGUCGAGCAUUGUGUCGUAUGUUUCGAGGCUCUUGACGCGGACCUCAACAACCGCAAGCCCCUCUCCCUUGAACAGAUCCAGUCUUCGUGGGCCGCAUACAAAGCCAGCUCCGCUUCCGUGACCGGCCCCUCAGACGCUCCCUUGAACCCGGCCCUCCGGCGUCUUGCUGCCGACGGCGCCUCGUCCUCGUCUUCCUCAUCGUCUUCAACGUCGCUCUCGGCCGCAGGAGCUGCCACUCCCGCAACGUCCACAUCCUCCCUGCCCGACACCCCGCCAACGGCGGCUCCUCUCUUUGUCACCUGGAACACAGUCGACCCAGACGAUGACGACGUCUCCCUCCGCGGCUGCAUCGGCACCUUUGAGAACCAGCCACUGUCCGAGGGCAUUCAUGAAUACGCCCUGAUCUCCGCCCUGCAAGACACACGCUUCCACCCGAUUUCCAAGCGCGAGCUUCCCACACUCCAGGCCGCCGUGACGCUGCUCACAGACUUUGAAGAGGCGGACGACACCCACGAUUGGGAGAUUGGCACUCACGGCAUCCGAAUCUCCUUUUUGGAUCGCGGCCGCCGCUACGGUGCGACAUAUCUGCCCGACGUAGCACUAGAGCAAGGAUGGACCAAAGAUGAGACGCUGUUUAGCUUGAUCCGCAAAGCAGGCUGGAUGGGCAGCCGUUCCAAGUGGCAGGACUUGGACGUCAAAGUGACUCGAUACCAGGGCAAGAAGAUCAGCCUCAACUAUCCAGAGUUCAAGAAGUGGAGGGACUGGGUCGAAAGCAAGCAGUAA